This is a messenger RNA of Medioppia subpectinata, 2550 nucleotides long. The record is from the annotation of a GenBank genome assembly. NCBI's taxonomy places the organism in Eukaryota, Metazoa, Arthropoda, Arachnida, Sarcoptiformes, Oppiidae.
AUGAGUUCUGUGUGGAAACGAUUACAACGGGUGAACAAAAGGGCCGCAAAGUUUCGCUUUGUGUGCGCUCUUCAGGAGCUGAUGGUCGAGGCGUCCAAUAAAUGGCAACCAAACAGAUUAUGUGUGGUAUUGACGCGAAGGAAUCGACGAUAUUCUUCGCACCCGAAGGCAUGGGAACCGACGCUUCGUAACCCUUAUCGCGGUUUAGUUGUCUGGUCUGUGGCCGAGCUGUUGGAAGUGGAGGUGACUCUGUUUCGCGACCAACGGAGCCUCGAGUAUGAGCCCAAAGAGUGGGUGAUAGCCGUGGAGGACGUGGCGGCCAACGGUCGGCGACGCAAAGUGGCGUUUGCGACCAUCGACUUCAGUGAAUACGUGGAUGGAGUGAAUUCAGUGCCGACCGAACAUGAGAUCCAUAAAAUGCCUUUACGUGAAUGCUCUGUGAGAAAAGUGACCGAAUCUCACAUUACUCUCACUCUCACCUCUCAGUUCAUCAGAGAAGGGAAGGCAACCGAUGAAGACAUGCAAAGCAUAGCCAGUCUUAUGAGUAUGAAACCGAUGGAAGACAUCGGAAACAUUGAAGAUUUUGAUGACACGAUUGACGGUUCGAUAGCAAUAGGAGACACGAGUGACACAACUUCAGUGAGUUGUGCGGACGCGCAAAUGCCUCACUUCUCAGCCGCCGAUACUAGUGCUGAGAACUUCACUUUCGAGCGAAUGCCUGUGCGAUCACAACAGUGCCAACAGUCAGACACUGACGCCAGUACUGUGAACACCGCACGCGAGCCAUCGCCGCCCAAUCAGUCCGCUCUCGACGACUCUUUCAUUAGUUAUACCGAAAACUUAGCGCCCAUUGAAACGGGCGACACAUCCUUCGUCACCGACACCUCAUUCGUGAGCUCUUGUGACGAACAAAUGCCCGCCUAUUCGGCGACCGAAGAUCUAUUGAGUUGGUGUAAAACCGUCACCACUGGCUAUCACGCCGUGAAAGUGACAAAUAUGACCACUUCGUGGCGAAACGGAAUGGCUUUCUGUGCAGUCAUUCAUCACUUUAGACCCGAUCUCAUAGAAUUCAGUGCUCUUUCGCCGUCCGAUAUUAAGGGCAACUGCAAGAAGGCGUUUGACGCGGCGGCCACUCUCGGCAUACCUAAGCUUAUUGAGCCCUCAGAUAUGGUGAUGCUUUCAGUACCCGAUAAGCUAUCGGUGAUGACAUAUUUGUAUCAAUUAAGGGCUCAUUUUUAUUUAGUGGAUGGAAGUGGUAGUCAUGUGAACGCUAUCGACAAUAAAGCGUUUACAAUGAUUGACGAGAACGAGAAUAAUGAGCGUUCAAUUCAUAAAAGACAAAUUGGGAGCAAUCGGAGUGCGAAGGCGGGGGUCGGCAGUAGUGGAGAGUCAGGAGCGACCUCUCCGUCGUCGCCAACCCAUGAGAAAAGCGUUAGAAAAGAAAGAUUUAGUUUUUCGAAACUCAGAAAUGGAAAACUCAAAGAAUUGCAAAAGAUUUUAUCGAAUUCUUGUGAUAUCAGGGAUAAUGAGAGCCAAAGAGAAACGCAAACAAACAGUUCUGACAUUAAUAAUGGAUCGAUGAAUGCGAGUCAUGAGAGGCCAAAACUAAUGACUCGAAAACAACUUUUAUACCCUUUUGACUCCGAUAGCGACGAAGAGAUUGAAUUAACUCAUCAUCAAAAUGGAAACAAAUCGCAAAACUCGUCGCAAACGAGUACUCCUUCUCAUACAGAUUCAGACAAGAGUGUGGUUCGAGAGCCCAUUCGGCGACCCAUUCAAUACGCGUACAAAAAAGCGCCCGUUUUGUCGCCCUCUUCCUCCUCCUCGUCAUCGUCUUCGCCGUCGACGUCAUCGCGUCGUCUGAAUAACGACUAUUCAAUAACUGGCGGUUCAAUGCAUUCGGGUCUCUAUCGUAUGACAGAACCGGUGGAAUUGGCUCCGGGUUUGUUAGAUCUCUCGCCAUCCAAGACUUUUCGCUUACAAAGAGCUCAUUCGGCGCCCACCGGACACUCCUUUCUCGUCGAUCCGCGAAGACGUCCGCUCUCACGACAGGAAGAGCUCAAAGAGCGCGCCCGAAGACUAUUAGAGAACGCACGCAAAGAAGCGCUCACUCCUCGAAAUACUCAACCCUCCGGACACUUGACUAAACAAGAAGAGGAAAGACAGCGACUGUUGAGAGAAAGGGCCAGAAGACUGAUAGCUGAGGCGCGUCAGGGCAUCACAAAUGCCAUCCCGUGGUCCAGCUUAGACUCACCCGAUUCUCACCACACGUUUCAUAAUAUCAAUAUCAAUGCAAAUAUUAAUAUGAAUGAUAACGCAAACAAUAAUUACAAUUCAAAUGAGAAUAACUAUGAGAACCGAAUCAAUAAUUAUAAUAAUAUCAACACAAACGCAUCCAAUGCCAGCCAUAACUCCAAUGUCAACAAUAAAAUGCUUUCUCGAAGAGGCGGCGCUAAGCAAGAGGAAGAGCGACUGAUGCAGAAGUGGUUCGUUUUGGUGAAUAAGAGGAAUGCAGUCAUACGAAGACAAAUGCAACUCAAUAUUCUGUAA